Chara braunii is the source of this 1787-nucleotide messenger RNA. The record is from the annotation of a GenBank genome assembly. Lineage: Eukaryota; Viridiplantae; Streptophyta; Charophyceae; Charales; Characeae.
CUGCACGGGCAGACACAUUGGGGGAGUUCAUGCAGCCUCCAACAGCACCGGGCAGGGAAGAAGUCAGUGACGGCGGGGACUGGACUGGUGGGGUUACAAACGGCCAAGGCACCAUGCGUGAGGGUGGUGCAACGGACGACCAAGGCACCAUGCGUGAGGGUGGUGCAACGCCCGCAGUCCCGUCCGGUGAUGGCUCAGUGACAGGUCCAGGGGCUGGCAUGUUCAAACAGGCGUCUAUUCGGCGGUGGACAGAGAACUCCUCACAACAGCGCUUGGACAUUGCAUGGGGGAUGCACUUGUACGAGCACGGUGCUCCCUUCAACUAUGUGACAGGGGAGAAGACUCAUGAACUCCAUGACCUUUACUUGGAGUUGGGGGAGAAGAGGCAGCGUGUGAAGAUGCCGAGCCGUAUGCUGAUGGCCACGGUCGUGCUUGACAUUGGGUACGAACAGACGCAGGAGGCAAUGAAGCCGCUGAUGGAGUGCUGGGACAUCAACGGCUGCACUUUGAUCACAGACGGGUGCACAGAUCGUACGUUCCGUCCUGUUGUGGGGAAACCCGGGGAGGGGGCCCUGCUCUUCGCUGAAGUCAGGGGGUACAGUGCCUUUCACUUCACUGUCCCCGCUUCAGAGGUCCUCAACGACCAACAGGGAUCUAGAUUUCAGGCGGCGCACUGCUUGUGGCCGCCUGACACCGUCAUGAACUUCAUUGCUGCUGGGGAGAGCGGGGCAGUGAUGCUGAAGGUAGUUGACAUGUCGAAGAGGAAGAAGAAUGCAGUUUCGCUGGCGAAGUUGUGGGAAGGGGUGAUUCGAGAGAUUGGGGUGCAUAGAGUCAACGCUUUGUGUACGGACAAUGCAGAGGUGAACAAGCAUGCAGCUAGAAUUUUGAGGAGGAGAACGGACGUGAAUAUUUCACGGAUUCCUUGGGUGCUGUGUGCUGCUCAUUGUUUGAACCUGCUCCUGAAGGGGAUCUGUGAAGAGUCAUGGGUGCGAGAACCGCACAAGAGGGGAAAGACAAUCGUGAAGUGUAUCAAAAAUCACCACAAAACAACGCAGUUGUUCAAGGACUGUUCGAAGAUGGAACGCAGCAGGACGCUUACCAUGCCGACGGAAGUUCGUUUUGCUUCCGUCUACAUGAUGUUGGAGAGGCUGCUCGACCGCAAGAAGGUGUUGAAGGCGAUGAUGAAGGAAGGGUGGCUUGACAUCAAAUGGGCUGCCAGGAAGAAGUGUGAGAUAGCUGAAACGGUGUAUCUGACAGUCCGGUCAGAGGAGUGGUGGGAGGAGGUAGAGGCAGCCGUGGAUAUGAUGACACCUGUGUACGAUCUGCUGCGUCAGAUGGACAAGAGCGGCACUGCUCCCUAUUACGACACCGACAACAGCGACGAUGGAGAGGAUCUGGUUUGGAGGGGGAAAGGAAAGAAAAGGAAGGAUAUGGAAUGUUUGGAUGGUGCAUGCCAUGGAAAAGGGAAAGCGCAGGUGGAAGAAGAUGACGAUGGCGAUUCUCACGAGGAGGAUGAAGUAGAUGAAAUUGUCACGGCGGAGUUUGCGUUGCGCACACCCUCGGAGUCGGAUGAGGACUCCGAUGAUGACCCCAGUGAAGAUGAUAUGGCAUUGAGGCAAGAUGCAAGUCAGAUGGAUAGUGACCUUGAGUUCUUGCUGCCUCGUACUUGUGACAGCCCCAAUGCCACGCAGACCGAGGACGAGGCUGCGAGAGCUUAUGCAUAAGCUCUCGCAAAGAGAGAUCAUGCCAUCGUCAUGCAGCGCGUUGAGGAGGACGCAGCGAGGCGU